This is a messenger RNA of Oxyura jamaicensis (ruddy duck), 1707 nucleotides long. RefSeq names its product poly(ADP-ribose) polymerase family member 11 (gene PARP11). NCBI's taxonomy places the organism in Eukaryota, Metazoa, Chordata, Aves, Anseriformes, Anatidae. The coding region runs from base 206 to 1162 and encodes 318 amino acids. Gene Ontology annotation, molecular function: NAD+ poly-ADP-ribosyltransferase activity. The record is from RefSeq and is a predicted model, not a curated record. The transcript is spliced from 8 exons.
AGUCCUUUAACACUGGUUGUGUUUCCAUCAGGGCCCUAGAUAACAUUAUUUAUAGGCAAAACAGCCUUCAGCAGUAAAGCACAGUCCCCCAGAUGGGUAGUAUAAGAAAGCAACACAUCAGGAUGCACCUUAAAGCAUGCUUAUUUAAACUUAAAAUUGCAGCUAGGAAGUGCUCCAAAGAACAUCAGAAGAAUUAUUUCGAAAGAUGGAAAGUUCAGUUGAAGAAAUGGAUACCUCUGAUACCCAGUGGGGCUGGUUUUAUUUGGCUGAGUGUGGUAAAUGGCAUAUGUUUCCGACUGAUUCAAACAGUCAUUGCUCAGUUAGCAGUGAAGAUAUUGAAAGGAGCUUCAGAACAAAUCCACAUGGUUCUCUGUCUUUUACUACUGCAAAAUUUAACUACGUGCUAGAUUUUUCAGUGAUGAAACAAACCAACCUAACCACCCUUAAACAACGUCCAAUAAAGCGAGCUCCCUUUUCUAUCAGUGCUUUCAGCGUCAUUUGUGACAAUGAAGCUAUCCCCGUUCCUUCACACUGGGAGAAUGUAAAUCCUGAGGAGCCAUAUCAGCUUAUUCCUUUGCAAAAGAAAACAAAUGAAUAUAUUGAAGUUUCUGGUCUCUUUGGAAAAACAAUGGAUAGCCACCGAAUUAAAAGAAUUAAGAGAAUACAAAAUCUAGACUUGUGGGAGUUUUUUUGCAGGAAAAAAGUUCAACUGAAGAAGAAAAGAGGUGUCCCAACUAUUAAUGAGCAGAUGUUAUUUCACGGCACCAGUAAUGAAUUUGUAGAAGCAAUAUGUAUUCAUAAUUUUGACUGGAGAAUAAAUGGGAUGCAUGCUGCUGUAUAUGGAAAAGGGACCUAUUUUGCAAGAGAUGCAUCAUAUUCCAGUCGUUUCUGCAAAGAGGACAUGAAUCACGGAAAUACCUUUCAAAUUCAUGGUGUGAAUCUGCAGUCUCAUCCACAUAGACCAGAUAAAGUCAUGUUUCUUGCUCGCGUAUUGACUGGUGACUAUAUCAAUGGUGAUUCAAAAUACAUGAGACCUCCUUCAAAAGAUGGAAGUUUUGUGAACUUGUAUGACAGCUGUGUGGAUAAUACCUGGAACCCAAAGAUCUUUGUUAUCUUUGAUGCCAACCAAAUCUACCCUGAGUACUUAAUAGAAUUUUGUUAAGUUUGAAAGGAGCUGAACUGAAUAUUUGUUUGUCUUCUUGAUACUUUUGUUCCUUUUGCGAAGACGACAAUAUAAAAACAUGAAGUGUGAAAGGAGGGAGGUGAAAGAAAAGCUAGCAUAUGUUUAUGGAGGAGGGAAGCUAUUAAAAGUUUGAGAGACUAUCCAGCUGUUAAGAUCUGUGAAACAAACUUUACUAAUGCCUUUUUCAGAUGUAGCAACUACUACAAAUCUGAAAGUGCUUAGUGAGCCCUAGAUACAUUGUGCAUUGGUAAGUUUUCAAAGACAAGAUUUAUGUAUAAAAAUAUAUUACAAGUAUUUAUUCAUGUAGUAAAAAAUGUUUCUUGAACAGGAUGUAUAUGAUGAAACUAACCUUUUAUAAAGAUUGUCUGUAGGACUUAAAGCUAAGCUCAGGUGACUUUACCUUUGUGUAUGUAUGUCUGUGUUCUGUAGUACACAUUGCUUUGCAGUUGGAGUUCUCUUGGUUUGAAUUCUAAACCUGCAAAAGAAAUCCAUCUGGAGACAACAGAUGAAGGACCUGCAGUUCA